Molecule: messenger RNA, 11989 nt
Organism: Gavia stellata (red-throated loon)
Lineage: Eukaryota; Metazoa; Chordata; Aves; Gaviiformes; Gaviidae
Gene: MICAL3
Product: microtubule associated monooxygenase, calponin and LIM domain containing 3
Exons: 44
Coding region: 245-7222 (2325 amino acids)
Molecular function (GO): protein binding; FAD binding
Source: RefSeq, a predicted model, not a curated record
UAGUCCUUUCCAAGACUUGCCCAGCCUUAAGAGCCAGGAUUGUUCUGUCUGGCUGAUACUGAAUUAAUUUCUCCCAACCGUUAUUGUUCGUUCCUCACUUUACAAGCUAUUUGAAGACCAGAGUUUGACCAUGUUAAUAAUGCUUGUAAGCCAGAGGUGAAAGUGGCUCAGCAGAGCAACAUCGGGAAAUCUGGCAGACUGGAAGAGAACAGCUGCCCCCCAGGGCAGCUGAGAAGUGUGAAGCAUGGAGGAAAGUAAGAAUGAGAAGGUGAACCAGGCUCAUGUUCUCUUUGACAGAUUUGUCCAGGCUUCAACCUGCAAGGGGACUCUCAAGGCUUUCCAAGAGCUCUGUGACUACCUAGAACUAAAGCCAAAGGACUAUCGUUCUUUCUAUCACAAACUCAAGUCCAAGCUAAAUUACUGGAAAGCCAAAGCCUUGUGGGCCAAAUUGGAUAAAAGAGGCAGCCAUAAGGACUAUAAGAAGGGGAAAGCAUGCGCCAACACAAAGUGUCUGAUAAUUGGGGCUGGACCCUGUGGCCUUCGUACAGCCAUCGACCUAUCAUUCCUAGGAGCCAAGGUGGUGGUCAUAGAAAAGAGGGAUGCCUUUUCCCGCAAUAACGUGCUGCAUUUGUGGCCAUUCACCAUACAUGACUUGAGGGGUCUUGGCGCCAAAAAGUUUUAUGGCAAAUUCUGUGCGGGAUCGAUAGACCAUAUCAGUAUCCGUCAGCUCCAGCUUAUCCUUUUGAAGGUUGCCUUGAUCUUGGGAAUAGAGAUCCAUGUCAAUGUGGAAUUCCAGGGACUUGUUUACCCUCCGGAGGAUCAGGAGAAUGAAAGAAUAGGUUGGCGUGCAUUGGUCCACCCAAAAACCCAUCCAGUGUCUGAGUAUGAGUUUGAAGUGAUCAUUGGAGGGGAUGGCAGGAGGAACACCUUGGAAGGGUUUCGCCGAAAAGAGUUCCGUGGUAAACUAGCAAUUGCUAUCACAGCAAACUUCAUCAAUCGCAACACCACAGCUGAAGCCAAAGUAGAAGAGAUCAGCGGUGUGGCCUUCAUAUUCAACCAGAAGUUCUUCCAGGAUCUGCGAGAAGCCACAGGUAUUGACUUGGAGAACAUUGUCUACUACAAAGACGAUACACACUACUUUGUCAUGACUGCCAAAAAACAGAGCUUGCUGGAAAAAGGAGUGAUACGGCAUGAUUAUGCUGACACGGAGUUAUUACUCUCACGGGAGAAUGUGGACCAGGAGGCUUUGCUAAACUAUGCCAGAGAAGCAGCUGACUUCUCUACUAAUCAGCAGCUGCCAUCUCUGGACUUUGCCAUCAAUCACUAUGGUCAGCCAGAUGUGGCCAUGUUUGACUUCACGUGCAUGUAUGCAUCGGAGAACGCAGCCCUGGUGCGAGAGCAGAAUGGCCAUCAGUUACUUGUGGCACUGGUUGGGGACAGUCUCUUAGAGCCAUUUUGGCCAAUGGGAACUGGAAUAGCCAGGGGAUUUUUGGCUGCAAUGGACUCUGCUUGGAUGGUACGAAGUUGGUCACUUGGAGCUAGUCCUUUGGAAGUUCUUGCAGAAAGGGAAAGCAUUUAUAGACUACUGCCUCAGACCACCCCUGAGAAUGUGAGUAAAAACUUCAGCCAUUACAGCAUUGAUCCCGCCACCCGGUAUCCCAAUAUCAACGUCAACUUCUUGCGGCCGCAGCAGGUACGUCACUUGUAUAAUACAGGAGACUUGAAAGACAUUCACCUGGAAAUAGAGAACUUUGUGAACUCCAGGACACCAAAGCUGACUCGGAAUGAGUCUGUAGCUCGUUCUAGUAAAUUGCUCAGCUGGUGUCAGAGGCAGACUGAUGGAUAUGCUGGUGUAAAUGUGACAGAUCUCACGAUGUCAUGGAAAAGUGGCCUAGCUUUGUGUGCCAUUAUCCACAGAUACCGUCCAGACUUAAUAGACUUUGAUUCUUUGGAUGAGCACAAUGUGGAGAAGAAUAACCAGCUGGCCUUUGACAUUGCUGAAAAAGAGUUUGGAAUAUCUCCCAUUAUGACUGGAAAGGAAAUGGCAUCUGUUGGAGAGCCAGAUAAACUGUCGAUGGUGAUGUACCUCACACAGUUCUACGAGAUGUUUAAAGACACCAUCCCCUCUAGCGAUAGUCUGGACCUGAAUGCAGAAGAAAAAGCUGCCCUAAUUGCCAGUACCAAAUCGCCCAUCUCUUUUCUCAGUAAACUGGGACAAAGCAUCUCUCGGAAACGCACUCCAAAGGACAAAAAAGAAAAGGAACUGGAUGGUGCAGGAAAGAGGAGAAAAACCAGCCAAUCUGAGGAUGAGGACAUCCCACGAAGCUACAGAGAAGAAAGGCCCACACUGGUGAGCGCCUUGACAGAGAGGAGAAUUGAUGCUGCCAUUGGGAAUCAGAACAAAGUCAAGUCUAUGGCAACCCAGCUACUGGCCAAGUUUGAGGAGAACGCACCAGUGCAGUCCUCAAGCUUACGAAGACAGCAACCUGUUUUGCCUUAUCAAGAGCGUGUUCACAACCAACCAUCCAGCAGACGAGAGCAAGGCCGUCUUGCUCCCAUACCCCAGUGGAAACAGCUGAGGAAUAAGGAACGUUCUCGGACCUGCCCUAAAAAAGUGAUCAUGCUCUCUUCUUCCACUCCACCUUCCUCUCCACCGUACCCUAGGCAGCAGACAAACAGGGAGCCUGGUGCCGACUAUCCUGGGGAGCAGAGUCCCAGACAGGAAAGGAGAUCUCCUCGUUUAUUUUCUGAUGACCAAGUGCCUGAGAAUGUUGAGCAAAGGGCAUGUCAGCUGGCUGCCCUCCUGGAGUCCAGACCUGCAGUGAGGCAUCAGCCUGAGACUGAACCGUCUCGACGAUUCUUUGUUGACCAGUGGGAGCUCUCCCUUAGCCUCCGUUCUUCUAAUCGCCCUUCUUCACCUUCAUCUGACUCUCUUCGACAGAAGUAUAUAAAGAUGUACACAGGCGGAGUGAGCUCAUUGGCUGAGCAGAUAGCCAAUCAGCUUCAAAGGAAAGAGCAACCCAAAACCCUUCUAGACAAGAAGGAACUGGGCUCACUCAAAAAGGAGUUCCCCCAAAACCUGGGAGGCAGUGAUGUCUGUUACUUCUGCCGCAAGCGAGUCUAUGUGAUGGAAAGGCUGAGUGCUGAAGGCAAGUUCUUCCACCGCAGUUGCUUCAAGUGUGAAUACUGUGCGACGACUCUGCGCUUGUCAUCCUACGCCUAUGAUAUUGAAGAUGGUAAAUUCUACUGUAAGCCUCACUACUGUUACCGACUCUCUGGUUAUGCUCAAAGGAAGAGGCCAGCAGUGGGUCCUCUGUCAGGAAAGGACACCAAAGGACCUCUGCAGGACACCAUGGCAAGUGAUGGAAGUGGACGGGCAAACACCAUCUCCGCCUCAGCAGAGAGGGCCCCAGGUUCUAAUGUAAAUGGACUGGAAGAGCCCAGCCUUGCUAAGCGGCUGCGUGGCACACCUGAGCGGAUUGAGCUGGAGAACUACCGACUGUCACUGCAGCGGGAAGAAGAACUGGAAGAGGUUCCUGAAGAGACACUAGCAGAGCAUAACCUGAGCAGUGUGUUGGACAAAGGAACAGAAGAGGAUGUGCCCAGCAGUAGUUCAGAGUCUGAGAUGGAGGAGGAGGAUGAGGAGGAAGAAGAUGAACUACUGCUGCCUCAGCAACCCCCUUCAGACUUGGGUGGUGUGCCAUGGAAAGAGGCUGUGCGUAUCCAUGCCCUCCUGAAGGGAAAGAGUGAAGAAGAAAUUGAGGCUGAGGAAAAUCAUGAGAUUGAGGACAAAGAAGACGAGGAGGAGGAGGAGGAGGAAGAAGAUGAAGAGGAGGAAGACGAGGAGUCGAGCGAAGAGGGGGAGUAUUGCCCUUGGGAGAGAGAGCUGCAGCAAGGCCUCUGGCUUCAACGUCUCUCAAAUGAAGAGGACACGGGUACAUUUAAAGCUGGAAACCUUAGACUGCAGCAGAUUGUAAAUCCUGUUGAUCCUCUGGAGAUCCUGGCAGAUGUGCACUGGACACACAUCCGUGAAAAAGAGGAGGAGGAAAAAAUGGUCCCAACCUCAAAGUCCUCCACCUCCAGAGCAUCCGACCUUCCCUCCGUACGCCAUGAGGCGGUACAGGCGUGGCUGGAGACAGUCCCUGGAGCUCCAUGUGAGGAUAAUGAUGUGGAGGACGAGCUGGGCACAGAGCCUGCAGACACAGAAGGGCAGGCAGGUGAAGAGGGAGACACGGGUGCAGAGCUGGAUGAUGAUGACAUCCCAUCUGAUGCAGAAGCUGAGUUUCGCUUACAUCAAGGGGGCAUAGAAGAGCCAGAACUAAAAGUCUCUGAAGAUGAAGAAGAUGAAGAAGGAACAGAAGGUGCUUCUUGCAGUGUGACAGAAGAUCCAUGCAAGCCAUCCAUCCCUAUCCAGUCAUCUAGUGAUAGUGUUCUUCCUCUGUCUCCAGUUGACAGUCCCAAAGCAAAACAAGCAGAGGAUGUAAAAGAUCCCCUGGCUGAAGUAUCCCAUGCAAUAAAAUCUCCAGAGGCACGCUUUUUUCCUGAGCCUUUCAUUCUUGAAGGACCAAAGGAUGAAAUUCCCAAAGACAGGAAAGUUAAGAGCCCUUCGGUGCCACCAUCUCCAGUGUUAUCCCAGCCGGUUGCAUCACCAGAAGCCAUUGCACCUACAUCACUAACAGAGUCUCAGCCAGCAGCACCAACGUUGGCUUCAUCCCCAACAUCUGCUCAAAUGCCUAUCUGUUCCCAGCCUUUGCCUUCUGCCGAAACAUCCAUUCCAUCCCCAGUGGAGCCUCCAGUAUGUUUCCAACCUGUCCCAGCCUUAACGUCUACUCCUUUAGCCAAACUGGUCCUUAGGGGCCAGGAUAGUGAGGUGGAAAAACUGGGGAGCCCUACUACUGCAGAAGAAGCCCUGAAACGGAGCAACCUUGUAGAAGAGUUCUGGAUGAAGAGUGCUGAAAUCCGGAGGAGCUUAGGGCUCACCCCAGUAGACAGAAACAAACACUCAGAGACGAACUUUACUGUAUCUGCCCUUGAGACAACUCCUCUGAAGACUUUUAAUAGUGAGAAUAUUUCAGGGGAUGAAAGGAUCCAUGUUGUGAAACCCCAGCCUGCCCCAAGAAGACAGGGACUGUACAAGUUAGAAAACGAGCAGAUUUCUCUGCUCACUCCAAAAUCUCCAUCAGAAAAGGAGCUAAAGAGUUCCAGUGAUGUAAGGAGAGAUGUAUCCAGCAGUUCUGGACUUGGUCUUCAGGAGAGUUCAUCUAACAUGAGAACUAUGGCUAGCCAGAGCUUCAACACUUCUGACUCUACCAUGCUUACUCCUCCAUCAAGUCCGCCACCACCACCUCCUCAGGAUGAAGAACCAGCCACUUUGCGUAGAAAGAGGCAUCAAGCAGUCUGGCAGAAUGAGGUUGAAGCGAGGUCACCUCCAACACCAGCAUCAACACCUCCUGUUCCCCCACGCCAUGAGCCAACCUCUGCUGCGAAAGAGUCAACCCAGGCCAAAAAAGACGAUGUACGGAAGUCUUUUGCAGAGAGUGUGGAUGAGAUUCCAUUUGCUGACGAUGUAGAAGACACAUAUGAUGACAGGACAGAGGACUCAAGCCUUCAUGAGAAGUUCUUUACACCUCCUACCAGUAGGCCAAGGCCAGAGAAACCACUUCUUCUGCCCUUGGUCAAAGAAAAUGGUGGUCCACCCUCGAUGGAAGGAGGGGUUAACCAAAGGAAGAGAGUGUUGCCUGAUAUUUCUGCGGAGGCCAAAGAGCUUGCUGAAGAAAGAAUGAGAGCCAGAGAGAAGUCUGUCAAGAGCCAAGCACUCCGUGAUGCCAUGGCUAAACAGUUGUGUAAGAUGAAAGAUAUGGAGACGUCUGCAGCUGCUGCUGCUGGGGCCACAAGGGCACGAAAGGUGUCUUCUAUGCCCUUGAAGAGCAAAGAGUUCUUUUAUGACUCUCCAAAGCAUUUGGCCUUGAAAAUAGCAGAGGGAUCCACACGAAAGCAUGAUGCUGCUAGGGAGAAGUUCUCCACUCCUGCUGCUGAUGUGGCUGGACCUGAAGGGUCUGUCACCUCUUCAGAAGGCUCCAGUGGGAAGAGUAAGAAAAGAACUUCACUUUUCUCCCCUCGUAAGAACAAAAAGGAGAAGAAAUCCAAAAAUGACAGCAGGCUUUCCGACAAAUCUAGUGGUGGGACAGAGGAAGCAACAAAGCCUAGGUCAUUAUGGAAGUCUGUUUUCUCUGGGUAUAAGAAAGACAAGAAGAAAAAGAUUGAUGACAAAUCCUGCCCAAGUACUCCCUCAAGUAGUGCCACUGUGGAUUCUGGCAAGCACAAAGCUUCUCCGUUGGUUACAGCUGCAGAUUUGCAGCUCCGUCAACACCUGAGUUUCUCAGAGGACUCCGACCUCUCCAGUGACGAUAUUCUGGAACGCUCGUCCCAGAAAUCCAAGCGAGAGGCGUUUCAUGAGAAAUUCUGCAUUUUCCAGGAGAUGCAGAAGAAUGAGUCGAUUUAUGUACCACACGCCUUGGCAUUCAAGAGAUCAUAUUCGUCAAAGAGAGCCUACACAGAAGAGGAACUGAAUGCCAAGCUGACCCGCCGAGUACAGAAAGCUGCCCGUAGACAAGCCAAGCAAGAGGAGCUAAAGAGGUUACACAGAGCUCAGAUCAUCCAGCGGCAGCUUGAACAAGUGGAAGAGAAGCAGAGGCAACUUGAGGAGAGAGGGGUUGCUGUGGAGAAGGCCCUUCGGGGAGAAGCAGACUAUUGGGGAGAGUCUUAUUACAGUGACCUCAUCGACUUGCAUCUGGGUGUUGAGCCCAAUGCCGGGACACCACGUCGUAGACCUCUCUCCUUCUGCCCUUGCUGUGCCCAUGAAGGCAUGGGUAAGAAGGAUGAUCCCAAGCUGAUGCAGGAGUGGUUCAAGCUGGUGCAGGAGAAGAAUGCCUUGGUUCGCUACGAGUCUGAACUGAUGAUAUUUGCUCGGGAGCUAGAACUGGAAGACAGGCAGAGUCGAUUACAGCAGGAACUCCGGGAGAGGAUGGCAGUAGAAGAUCAUCUGAAGACAGAUGAGGAGCUCUCAGAGGAGAAGAGGAUCCUGAACGAAAUGCUAGAAGUAGUGGAACAGAGAGAUUCUCUCGUUGCUCUCCUUGAGGAGCAACGGCUUCGAGAAAAAGAAGAAGACAAGGACCUGGAGGCAGUCAUGCUUUCCAAAGGUUUUAGCUUGAACUGGUCCUGAGCUUAACACAUUUACCUUUGCUGGUCUGUGUUGUCCAGUUGGCCUACCCUGAGUUCGCCAGAAUUACAUGGAUAGGAAGAUGUUGAAGGGGAAACCUCCGAAGGGUCCGACAGCAUGCAGGGAUUUGGUUUGAAGCACUCAGAAGCCUUUUGAUAAGUGUGUUGGUUCCGGAAGCUUAAGUUUUCAACUUGGCUUGCAGACAUGUGAGAUAAUGAGUUGAGACUGUGGAGUCUCCUUGAGGUCCUAUACAAUGGACCGUUUUUUUCUGUGUGUGGUAGGAGGGAGAGGAAUAAUCCAUGUGUGGGGAAGGAGGUUAAGGGAAGAAGUACCCUUAACUAAACUGGAUUUAUGGCAGUCCAUUCCUUUCCCAUUUUUACUACACCAGUUCUAAUAAAAGGGAGGGAAGUGGCAACCCUCUCUGGAAAACCACAGCAGCCUGUAGCAGCCUGUAUGGUGGAGUCAGCUGUCCAAGAGAGCUCCAGAAGCCCAGGGCAACACCUUCUUUGCUUUAGUCUUCCUCCCCACCAAAGAAACCUGCAGUUGAUCAUUAUGCAUGGAUAUGAAGAAAUAUGAGACAGAGAAGAUACUACUAGUAUGUGUGAUGGAACUCUCUGCCUCCUGGUUUUUAGAGGGAUGUGGGCAUCAGGGGACUCUCUCCCUAUCAUAGCCUCCUAAAUCUUGUGGGGAAGAAGGGGGAGAAGAAGAGAGAGGGAAGAUGCCCUUCUGCUUUGCUACACACUGGAGAGACAGCUACUGCUGGCCUUAGUCUUCAUGGCCACAGCUCAGAGGCUGAUGGGCUUCUUGUUCUGUUUUUGUUGUGACUGUUUUGACACUGGAAAAUACUGACUGUGGGACAGUGGUAAGUGUGUGCUGGGGCAGGGGUGUUACCAGGCGGCAUUCCCUGGCUGUUAGGCCCCUAAAAGGGAGAAGCCCUUAAGUGACCGAACCACCAUUAAGACUUUUCAGUGUUUUUAUUUUUUUUUCCUCUGUAUUUUGUUUUUGCACAUUGGAAAUGAAGCUUAAGACCUGCCUGGGCCCUCAGUCACUUUGACCCUUUUAUGUCAAUUAACUUAUUUUUUUAAUACUUGAAAGAAGAUUCAUUUUUGUAUCUUUUAGGAAAAAAACGGACGAGUGAUGGGUGUGUGUGCCUGCUGCAUCCUACAACUUCCACUUCUAAAUUACUGGACAUUGUUACCUGUGGCUAUUUAUUAGUGUUCUUAUUAAUAAUUUGAUUGUUAAACAUAUUUGAUUGUGGAGGGAGUGUUUUAACUCUAUUGGAGAAAGACACUACUGCGGAUUGGUCCCUGCUUCACAGCAAGGGCAGCCUUUAUGGACCCACAGAUGCAUCCUGCCCUAGAAGUUUUCCUUUAUGACAAAAUCCUGCACACUCGUGGAGUUGUAAGAAUCUAUUUGUGUUCCUAGCAUACUUUCCUCCAUCCCAGAUUCCCUCUGUUGGACUAAUAAACCCAUCAUUUAUUUAAAUUCUACAUUUUUAUAACCAGAAAGCCAACACUGUGAGGUAGAAAUAUCCCAUAUGUCUCUCUCUCACUGAAAGAGGGAACCCUCACACUCCUGAGAUACAGCUAGAGGGACUUCCAUGAAAACAAAAAUAGCACAUUUCCUGCUGCAUCUGUUGGAAGAAGCUCCUUUUGGCUCAGCCAGUGAAGCUGCUGCUCUUCAGCCAGGAGGGUACUCAUUGUAAUCGUAUGCUAAGCAACGAGCAGGACAUGCACUGAGCAAUUCAGCACCAUUCACUGCUUGACAGAUUCCCUGAGCACACUGCGUCCUUAACUUGCCCUGCAGAGGUGAAAUAGCACUGUGCGUCGGGUAUGCGUCCCAUCUUUAAUGUGAUAAGAGUUUUUUCCCCCUGGGGAUGCUGACUAUGUUCUUUUCUUGUUAAAGUAGUACCAAGCCUGCUCCCUGAUGUCCUUGAGAAAGUGUCCCAUUCCCAAGCAUAUUCAUACAGCGUACUUACUGACUGACUCUUUCAGCUUGAACAUAGGCUGUUGGUGCAAGGUACCCAAGCAGGGCUGAACAUCCUUUAAUCUUUUGCCCCAGGACAGAAGUUAGCAUGGUUUCUUGCUGUUGGCUCUCGACCUCCUUCAAAGAGGUCUGCUGUAAGCCAGGGUCUGCGAUUUGAAUUCACCUCUGACUCAGGAGCAUACCUCAGGCUGAGGAAGAAAGGGUAGGACUGUCCCCAGAGACUCUUGCGUGGUGCUGGUUGUUAACUGUGGAAACAUGGUUUUUCCACCUCAAGUGUUCCCCUUUAUCCCCCCUAGUGUUUUCUGCUAAGACAUUACAAAUUAAAUCCAGAUGCUCAUGAAACCAAGCAGACAGGCAGCUGCAGCGCUACUUCGUAAUGGUACGUGUUAGCAAGCGGUACCUGCUAUACCAGCAUCACGGAGUGUUGGCUUACCAACAGGAUGGCCAACAAGCAGAAAUCCCCUCAUUUGCCAGUGCAGGCGCCAGCUGCGCAAGUCAAAUUGGCAACAGUAGUUUACAUAGCCUGCAUUUGAGGGGCCAGCGGAAGCUGGAGAGGAGGAGGGAAGAAAGAGGGAAGUAGAUGCAUAGUUUAUUGUAAACUGUCUUGCACAGAGAAUUGGCCUCAGUCCGUUUUAUAGUGCACUAGGUAUAUGGACCACAUCUAACUUCUAACAAAAGAUCAUUGAAAGUGAGCUGUAGAAUGGAAAGAAAUCCUGAAGAAGAAAUACCAGAUUACUACUUUUCCCUGUCGUGCUGGGGGACGGUGGCCAGAUCUUUGCAAUGCCCGAGAGUGUUAUCACUUGAGGGUAUAAUGGCCUAUUGGAGGGGAAAACCACAUAUUCUAAAGCUGAACUCUUUAGGUUAUGCUGAAGGCCUCCAGCACUGAGACUGAAAAUGAAGAGCUAACAUCGCACACACAAAAUAAUAAAAAAUACACGAAAGGGAAUUUUAAAAGGCCUUUUUAUAUCAAAAUGGUUGAAAAAGGCACAACUUGUAUUUGCUGUUCAGUUGCACUUUAGGAAUAUGACUUGCAUAUCAGAAACUGGGUUUUUUUACUAUCUGAAUAUUUUUAAUUCAAAUUUUAUAUUUUUAAAGCUGAAGAAGGCUCUUGUGACCACAAGAUUCCUUAUUUGUAUCAGAAUCCAAGUAGGAUGUUCUAGCUCUUUGUGCUGCCCAGGUGGGCAGCAGCACAUGACUCAGCCAUGUGCAUUCAAUGACGUGUGUCCAUUUCGCGUAUGAGGGGAACGAAAAGGCCCUCAGCUUCCAAGAAGUGGGCACGCAAGGGCAUCUGUCCCCGUGUGACAUGGUCUGUACCAGGGGCUGGACACUACCUACCUGCAGUAGGUAGGAGGAGAGCCAAGCUUGGAACCUAACCUGUGUUUGUUUUGAAAUGGGCACACUGAGGAUGGGGCAAGCACUUCAGUCCCCUACAGGGAAGGGAGGGGGAUACCACCUCCUGGAAACACCUGGGAGGCAAAUGGGGAUGGGGGAGUGAGGACUGCCAAAAAAACCAAUCUGCUGUUUUCACAGUACAAUUUUUUUUUUUAACUGUUCUGCUCCUUUUAACCAUGUUUUCAUUAAAACUUACAAAUGGCUGUAAAAUCCUGAGCUUCAAAGAACUAUGCGUAGGGAGGUGACAAGACGUUUCAGCUCCAACUUCUAGACAUAUUCUUUCUUUCAGUUAACCAAUACCCCACGGUCUUGCUAGGGCAUGUUACAAACUGCGUUGCUGAACAUAUUUUAGAGCAAAACACAAGUUUUAAAAGUCUGUCCUUCUCUCUAUCUGUCUCUGCAUUUUAUGUAAAUAUUUGUUUGUAUGUAAAGACACCAGUGGAUCCUUGGGUUACCCCCACGGUCUGAGUUUUGUGCAAUGCCUAGGCCUCUCUUAGAACACGGUGCUUGCAUAGAGCUAGUCGUCACAUUUGUGUGCACUCUGGUGGUUUUUAAUAUUUUUAUACAUCCUAAUCCUGAACAUUAUGAAGUAUUAUAAGUGGUUUAGACUGCAUGAUCUAGAGCAGCCGGCAGUUCCAUUUUCUUAGCAGCCGUUCUUAAAACGUUCACAGCUACACCUUGUUUGGUUAACAUUCUUUUAAAAUGAGUUUUCUAUUAAGUGUUUACACCAGACACCAGUGGAUGAGAAAGGUGUUGCAUUACAAAAUCUCCUGUGUACAAACUGAAAAGCCACACUAUGGCUUUAUGGGAAUUUCAGUCAUCACUGCAAUAAAGAGAACUCUAAAGCAUACUAAAAACCAGCCUGUAUAUAGUUCACAGAGAAGGAGAUCACUGGCUUUCGACUGUUGCAAAAUAACAGAGAUUAGAAGCUUUCCAAAAGUUCCUGCUUUUGGAUUGCUCAGACUACUGUUAUAGGCAGGGUAGCCAGGCAGAUGUGGAUGUCACUGGAAGCAGAUGCGAAGGGGAGGAUGCCAUGUCUCGAUGGCAUUGCAGUAAUUUAAAUACUCUGUAUCUGUGCGUGCAUGCGUGUGUGUGUGAAGUCUAAUCCAGGUGAAGGGAUCUGCGUUGGCAUCUUCCCUUUUGUAUGAAAGCGAACUCUGAUAUUCAGAUUGUUCAAGGCUUUUACGGUUGGCAUGUAUGGAGUGUUAACAGAAAAGCGUAUACCCUACCUGUAAAAAAACCAACUCUGUUCCAGCCUGUUUUCUUCUGUUUGGUUGUGUUUUAUCAUUUGUUUUUAUGCACACUUGCUUCGUUGGUGUUGAGAUUUUAGCACCUCAGAUGGCCAACUGAACUAAAAAAAAAAAAUAAAGUCAUUAAUUAUUUUUUCUUUUU